Messenger RNA from Alosa alosa (allis shad), 744 nucleotides. RefSeq lists its product as uncharacterized. The record is from RefSeq and is a predicted model, not a curated record. Lineage: Eukaryota; Metazoa; Chordata; Actinopteri; Clupeiformes; Clupeidae. The transcript is spliced from 6 exons. Bases 1 to 744 code for a protein of 247 amino acids. Gene Ontology annotation, molecular function: DNA-binding transcription factor activity.
AUGGCAGCUUUCUUCUCGUCGUAUCGGAGUUUUGAGAAGUACCUCAGGGAUUACGAGGAAGAAACCAUAACUAAGUUUACAGUCUUAACUAAAGACCACAGUUUUGGUCAGGAUGAUCCAAAAGCAGGUCUGAAAAAGAUAAUGUGGGAGUUAAAAUAUGUGCCAUUUGAUGGGACACCCUUUGAGGUAGUUGGGAGGAAGAUCUAUUCCUGCCAUCAAGGAAUAGAUAAACAUAAAAAAGAGAAGCAGGCCAGACAACAAAAACUGCUUGAUGACCAAGCAGACCACAAUUACAGAGAGACGCGGUGUCUUGUGCAAGACACCAAAAAACUUGACUGUCCAGCAAAGGUCAAUGUUUUCCACAUUAUCAGGUUCCUUGACUACAAGGUAUUUACCGAGGUAUUAGACAAGAAUAAAGUGCUGUGUGUUUGCGCUUUACAGACAGACCCGUCAGCAGUACAUUUUGAGGAGCAAUAUGUGGCUUGCUUCCCAAAUGUUGAGGAGCAUGAGAACCAUCCUGUGGUAGGACAGGUCACUGAAGUCCGUGAGCCAGUGGAUCCUAGGGUGGAGAGGUACAUUGAGCAUUUAGCUUUGGCUGGUGUUAGAACAGUGAGUGAAGUUAGGAGACACUCCCCCUCCACAAACAAGGAGUCCUACCACGACCAUUACGAGGACUUCCCAGCCUGGAUCGGCCUCAAGGCAGAUGCCAAUGGAGCCUUUGAGUGGACUGAUGGUUCUGUCUAG